Molecule: messenger RNA, 2156 nt
Organism: Linum trigynum
Lineage: Eukaryota; Viridiplantae; Streptophyta; Magnoliopsida; Malpighiales; Linaceae
Source: the annotation of a GenBank genome assembly
ACAACAAUUAGGGCCGGGGAACGGUGCGUUUAGUGUACUGUUCUGGACAAACGGCUAUGGAGGCGAAUUUUAACGAGUUUUUUUUCUUCUUUUUCACUUUUCAGGUUAGAUAGAUAGAUCUGGAUCUAAUUUUUAUUCAAUUUCCGUUUCGCCAUUCCCAUUUCCCUUUCCUUCCUCUGCAUCAAAUUUCCAGCUCUCUCCAACACCGCAAUUUCCCGUCACUUCGCCCCUGCCCCGUGAAUUCUAGCUGUAUUUGAUUAUCUCAGAAGCAGCAUCGCCUUCGAGAUUUUAUCUUAGGGUUUCCAGAUCUCCCGAUUGCUGCCCGGCGUUUCCCGCGUCUUUUUAACCGCGUUUGUGGUGGCGGCGCUUUCCCUCGGCGGCGUUAUAUGAUUCUGAUAUUAUAGGGAUUGGGGAUUGAGGGUUUCCUGUAAAUUUGUAUACGAGCUUGUGAGGAAUGUCGGCGGCUUUAGGUAAAACGUCGUAUCGCGAUCGGACGCAAGAGUUUCUCAGCGUAGCGGAGAGGCUGAAGAAGUCCAUCUCGUCGGGGAACAAUGCAGGGGUUAGUGGCAGCAGCAACAGCAGCAGCAGCGGGAAGCCUGACGGCACGCGAUCUGCGGUUGCGGUUCAGUCGGAAUUCAAUAAGCGAGCUUCGAAGAUUGGGUUUGGAAUUCACCAGACGUCUCAGAAGCUGUCCAAGCUAGCCAAAUUGGCAAAGAGAACAUCAGUAUUUGACGACCCAACCAUGGAGAUCCAGGAAUUGACUGCUGUUAUAAAGCAAGAUAUCACCGCACUAAAUGCAGCUGUGGUAGAUCUCCAACUCGUCUGCAACUCUCAGAAUGAGAGUGGGAACAUCUCUACCGACACCACAACCCAUUCAACUACAGUUGUAGAUAACCUCAAGAAUCGCUUGAUGAGUGCGACAAAGGAGUUUAAAGAAGUCCUAACUAUGCGAACAGAGAAUUUAAAGGUUCAUGAGAACCGCAGACAAUUAUUUUCUUCAUCUGCAUCAAAAGAAGCUACAAAUCCUUUCGUACGUCAACGUCCACUAGCUUCCAGAUCUACAGCCAAUGCAUCAGCAGCUCCUCCACCUCCAUGGGCUAAUGGUUCUUCUGCAUCUUCGUCCUCAUCCCAGUUAUUUCCCAGUCGACAGUCAGAUGUAGAGUCUCAGCCACUCCUGCCUCAACAGCAGCAGCAGCAGCGUCAGCAGCAACAACAGCAGCAACAACAACAGAUGGUUCCACUCCAAGACAGUUACAUGCAGAGUAGAGCUGAGGCUCUACAUAAUGUGGAAUCAACCAUUCAUGAGCUAAGCAACAUCUUCACACAACUAGCAACCAUGGUUUCACAGCAAGGAGAGCUUGCUAUAAGGAUUGACGAGAACAUGGACGACACGCUGACGAACGUUGAAGGUGCACAGGGGCAGCUGGUUAGGUAUCUCAACAGUAUUUCCUCCAACAGGUGGCUUAUGAUCAAGAUAUUCUUUGUUCUCGUUGCAUUCCUCAUGAUCUUCUUGUUCUUUGUGGCAUAAGGAAAGAAAGAAAAAAAGGUUCCUUCUCUGCUGUCUCUCCAUAUUCUUGUACUAGAAUUCAGAAUGCAAUGGGAUCUCUUCUUGUAAACAGGAUUGCUUGAAAUUGUGGCAUAUACACAAAUUUUGACUCGUCAUUUCCCUUUCUCCUGUAUUUUGGAUUGACUGAAACCAACUACUCCGUACAUAAUGAUAAUGGCGGGGCCUUGCGCUUCCCUACUGCUUUGUUCUUGUUUCUUUCAUUCUCGUCUUCCGCUGAUGCCAGAUCGUUCAGCAGGAACUCCCACGAGACUCGAACCAAAACACUUCGACGUGAUAACGUUGCGAAUAUGGAUUUCGAAAAUCGAAAUGCUCUCAUACUCUCCCUAAUGGUAUUCGGUAUUCCUACCACUAUCGAUGCACUAUGUUACAUCGAUCUUUACUAACGCACCCCCACUGUCAUCUCGUUUUCACCGUCAGGAUUAAGCAUAUAAAAUGGAUCUUAUCAUCUCAUCUCAAUUUGUGCUCAUAGUUCAGUCCAAAUUAAGCGCAAAUUCCUCGUCUAUUGCUGCGAUGUAUCCUAGCAGAAGGAAUAAAAUGUCAAAAACUUUUAUCCAGGGGACUGAAAUGGUAAUGAAAGUGAAUUCCGGGC